Messenger RNA from Drosophila rhopaloa, 12107 nucleotides. RefSeq names its product nuclear receptor coactivator 6 (gene Bicra). Gene Ontology annotation, biological process: positive regulation of DNA-templated transcription. Gene Ontology annotation, cellular component: SWI/SNF complex. NCBI's taxonomy places the organism in Eukaryota, Metazoa, Arthropoda, Insecta, Diptera, Drosophilidae. The record is from RefSeq and is a predicted model, not a curated record.
UUAAUUUAAUAUAAUUACGUGUUUCAAAUUAUUUAUUUUCCAUUUAAAUCUUUUGUAAUUUGAAGGUGUUGUACAACUUGUGAUCUAUGAAGUGCCUAAAAAUCGGCUUCCACAAUCGACCUAUCGACUGUGGCAGUCGAUAAAAACAAAAAACAAUCCCGAAUCUUCGGAAUGCAGCAAAAGUGCGGGAAAUCUGCGGAAAUGCUGUAACUCGCAGACAAUUAGGGAAAGUUGCCAAGCUCCGCGAUCUUCAACUACCGAGGGAUUCCGUUUAAAGUGCUGCGGUCACACUACAUUCACCAUUUCUCUUUGUUUGCGGCGGCGGCGCUCGUUGAAACGGCCGUGCAAAACGAAUAAAAUUGCAGAAAAUGCGCUAGCCCCGUGCGGCAAUGUAAAUAAACAAGGCUCAGAUGAGCAGUAGCCGAUCAAGUGCGAUUAACCAGCAAAAUGCACGGAAAAAGCGAUAUUCAGUGACGAAAACAACAACUGCGUUCAUUGACGUGACGCGCGAGCGUGAGUGUGUGUGUUUGUGUGUGCUGGCUGCAUCCGUGUGUGCGUGUGAGUGAUUCCCAUGUGUGUGUUGUCAAAAAUGCGUUUUUAAAAACAAGCCAGCAACAAACAAAUCACCACAACACGUCACAAAUUGCAAUAGUAGAAGCAACAACACCUAAAAUCAAAAGCCCCCAACAACAACAUCUGUCGUGUUCUCAGAGUAUGAAAAAAGGAAAGAGAGAGGGGGCAAAAAGAAAGUCAACAGUCGCGUGUGAAAUGAAAUUAAAAAAAUGUCCGUGUGCUUGUGUGUUGAGUGUAUAGAAUUGAGUAAGAAGCAGCGCGGCAAAAGAAUAUAAGUAAUAGCAACAUCGAAAACGGAGCCAGCAACAACAAAAAAUAACCAAUGAAGCAAUAAAAUUUGGCAUAAUAUUGCAAUAGCCGACGUUUGUCUCUAAAACCCCCCAAAAACCACACAACACAAGAAGCACAAAUCUAUUGCCAAUGAGUCGCAGACAGUCAUUGGAUCGACCAGGAAUAUUGUCUCCUCCGGGUCCGUUUCUGACGCCCAGUCCAUCGCCAUCGAUCUCAGCUAGCCCUCGUCUGCAACCAUCGCCAUCGCUCUCGCCGUUCCCACAGGAUGUGGUGCUCGUAGCCGGUGGAAGUCAAGUAAACGCCAACAGCAAUCCCCAGGAACACGAGCGCAAGGCGGCGACGCCUGGCAGGAGACAGUCCAUCCACCAGUUCACCAAUGGCAGUCCCAACGCUGGAACCGUCGUCUUUCAGCCGAGCCCCUCACAAUCGCCGGCCGCUGCCACGACGGUCAUCGGCGUGACCAGUGGUGGCCUCAUAGCCACCGCCGCCGGAGGAACUGGAGUCGGCUUAAGUGCCGGAGUAGGAGCUGGGAGCAGUUCCGGAGUGGGAGUCGCCCUGCACAGCAAUGCCAUUGGGAAUGAGCUGAAUGCCACUCUGGUGGGGUCGAACAAUAUCCAGCUCAAUAAGAAGGGCACAAAGCGGGCCGCCCAGCAGCAGCAGCAACAACAGCAGCAACAGCUGGGUCACCAGAUCUUUAGCAGCGCCGUUGCACCCACCUCGAUCAGCAGUGCGACUGCGGUGGCAGCCGGCGGCGGAGGCUAUGGACAGUUCAAUGCCACUGUCAUCAGCACGCCCACCUCGUUCGCCACGGCCGGCAGUGUGGUCGGCAGCAGCGCCAAAGGUACGACGAAGGGCCAGAAGGGGCAGCAGCAACAGCAGUUCCAGCACUACCAGAGCAGCAGUCCCCUGAUAGCGGACAGUCCCAUCCCGAGUCCCAGCGGCGCCAUUGCAGCGGCUGCGAUUAAGCCUCCAACUCCGCAGCCACAACAAAUGCAGAUGCUGCCGCAGCAGUUCACCAUCUCGCAGCAGCCGCAGCAACAGCAGCAGGCACAGCAGGUCUUCCAGUUCAUCCAGGGACCGCAAGGCCAGCUUAUAGCGACCACUCCGCAGCAACAGCAGCAACAACAGCAGCAUCAACAGCAGGCACAGCCUCUCCAGCAGCAGCAGCAGCAUCGGUUCGUCAGCAAUGCGGCUGUCACGGGUAUCCCCACCGGCAAGACCGGCAAGGCACCGCAACAAAUCCUGCCCAAGCCGCAGCAGGAGAUGCAGCAGCAGAAGAAGGGUUCAACGGCCGGAGGAGCACAGAUCUCACAGUCGCCACAGCAAGCAGGCCAGUCCAACAAUCCCACCCAGCAACAACAGCAGCAGAUCCUGCUACCUGCCACCACCAAUCAGCCGCAGCAAUUGCUCCUCAACCAAAUGCCCGUGCUGGUGCAGCAGAAUCCGCAGGGCGUGCAGCUGAUCCUGCGUCCGCCCACGCCCCAGCUGACGACCGCACCCUCACUGGUCAUCCAGCAGAAUGCCCGGGGACAGCCACAACUACAGACGCAGCCGGCGCAGCAACAACUGCUGCGGAUAGUGGGCACCAAUGGAGCGACCAUGCAGCUGGCUGCCGCGCCCACCUUCAUUGUGUCCUCGCAGGCGAACCUAAUCCAUCAGACGGCGGCGGGUCAGUUCCAGAGCGCCAUCAAGUCUGGCACGCAGCUCACAGGCCUCCAUGCGGCACUAGCCCAGGCUCAGGCACAGGCACAGGCGCAGGCGCCACGAUCUCAGCCGUUUGCCACGACGGCCACGUUAAACACGCAGCUUCUCGGCCAGAGUGUGGCUGCACAACUGCAGAAUCUUCAACUGGCGGCGGCCCAAAUCCAAAUGCCCAAUGGCCUUACCGCCAUUUCCCAACUGCCAGCUCAUCUGCAGCAGAGUUUGGGUGGAGCCACCAUCAAUCUGAAUCAGCUCAAUGGGGCGCACAUCCAGCAGAUAGCCAACGCCUUUCAGACCCCACAGGCUCCAGGAACAAAUAGCGGAGGAGCUUCCAGCACGACGGAGCUCUUCACGCAAUCCUCGUCAGUCACCCCGGAGCCAUUACGUCAGCCCACGCCGGUGCCCUUGAUGCAGCAACAAGAAAGACAACAGCAAACGCAGCAUAUGAUUGGAAUGAAUCAUCAGCAACAGUCUAGCCUGGAGAUCCUACAGUUGCAACAGCAACAGGCCCAGAUCCAGCAGUUGCAGCAUCAACUGCAGCAAACGCAAUCCCAGGUUCAGCAAGCCCAGCAAUCUGUCCAGGCGACCACUGUCACUGAAACCAAGAAGAAGCCGCGACCCCGCAAGAAGAAGCAGCCGCCGGCACCAGUUCCCACUCCACCUGCAGCCGCUCCGACGGUUGUGCCCAUUGAGGUUAGGCCGCCAACUCCCCAGAAAGUAGCCAUAGCUGCCACGCCUACGCCACCACAGACUCUGCGCGUCAAGACGCCAUCGCCACCGCCAACCACCAUCCAGCGGAGUAGCAAUGGCAAGCUGGAUCUCGGCGAUGUGAUGAAGUUUUGCGGAAUUACCGGCGACGAUGACGACGACGAGGACUAUGGAAUGGGCCUGGAUUCUGGAUUAGCAUCAGAAUCAGAGCCAGCACAGGCAGCUCAAGCGACUGCUAGCGGAGCCGGGACGACGGGCAGCAGCAGCGGUGACAUCAUGAUCUCCAUACCGAACCAAAACGGCAGCGAUGGUCUGCCCUUCACCCUGACCAUUCCCGCUCCGCAGUCCCAACAACUACAGCCUUCCACGGCGUCCCAGGCGGCGGGAAACGAAUCAGCCACCGAAAUACCAAAUAUCCUCAUCAAGAUCGAUCCUAGUGCGGAGGCAGCAGUGCCGCCAUUUGGUCUAUCCACUCCUCGGUUGCCCACGGCAGAGGAAAUUCAGAAGCAAGCCCAGCAACAUCUGGCGCAACAGGCGGCAGCCGCUGCAGCGGCGGCUAAGGCGACCACUACUGCCACUCCCACCAUAAACAUCAGUCUACCCAGCAUGACGCUGCAGCCGCAGGUAACGCCGGCACCCAUUGUCACAUCGACUCCGCCAGUCAACUCCAACCCGGUGUCCACCACGGCGGCAGUAAGACCUAGAAGGAAGCCGGCGGUGCGGAGGAAUGCCAAGAAACCGGAAGUAGUAACUAGCAGCGGCAGCACCUUGAUCUCCUCAAGCAGCGGCACUACCACCACCAUCAGCAGCAGCACUAGUACCAUCCUAAACAGCAGCCAGCCCACCACUGUGAACACCAUCACGCUGACCACUCCCUCGCCAGUGUCGACCAGUAGCAAUCCCACGCUGAUGCUGACGCACGGCACUUCGACGGCAGUGCCAAGUCAGAUUGGCAACAUUCAGAUCUCACAGGUGCAUAAUCAUCACCAGUCCACCAUGCCAGUAAGCAGUGCGGUGGAGAACAAGAUCCAGAUUAUGCCGAUCCUGCCGCCGGGAGCUACAGUGAUGGGUGGAACGCCGGGAGCUGGAAGUCAUGCACCUGCUGGCCAAUCAACCCAGUUGGUCUUUCAGCCAACGGUGCCAUCGGUGGCGCCUACGAUCAGCACGGAAUCCACUGGGUUUAAGCUGUCUAGUGAUGGACGCCAGAUGCAACUGGUGGCCAUACCACAAGCCACUCCUCCGCCGCCUACAGCUAGUGCAUCCCAACCAUCGGUGUCAACGCCGACGCCUGCUUUAACCGCCGGAGGAGCUACGAUUCUGCCACCUCAGUUAACUGGAAUGCCUGCCAAUGUAUCGGUUUCAGUGGGAUCUCCUGCCUCGGCUGCGGCCCUGGUGCCUCAGCUCACUGGGAGUCUCACGCUCACCGUGUCGGAGCAAUGCGAGCGGUUGAUCCUGCGGCAUGAUCCCAAUAAUCCCCAGGAUCAUCAGUCGCAGCUCAUUCUGCAGGCUCUGCUCAAAGGUGCCCUGCCCAAUGUGACCAUCAUCAAUGAGCCGACGCGAGUGGAUCCCAAUAAGCCAAGCCCAACGCCAAUGCUGCAGCCGCAACAACAGGUUAUCCAAAUCCCCCAGCCACUGGCUCCACCUCAGCCAAUCCUGCAGCAGCAACAGUCGCUAGCCAAGGUUUCAACAGCUCCCAAAAUAGAAGUUAAAAUGACCAACAAUAGGAAAUUAUCGGGCCAGGGAGCACAUCCCGCCAGCAGUAUGCUGGGUAUGACCAGCACUACAACGACCAUGUCGACGAUGAAGCCACCGGCCACAAUACCCGCCAAACCUAACGAAGUGCUAUCGUUUCCGCAGCUGCCACUCAACUCACAGGUUCUCAUCCAGCAGCAGCCAAUGAUCCCUGCGCAAUUGCAGCCCCAAAUGCAACCCGUCACUGUGCCCGUGACCCUGCCCACUCAACCUGCAACUAUCUCCGUUCCGAUUCCAUCUCCGGCGCCAGCUCCACAACUGGCCAACAAUGGACAGCAGCGGUACAUUGCCCUGCCGCCGAUCGAUCCCAGCACGCAGCAGUUGUUCUGUCUUAACAGUGUGACCAAUCAGAUCACGGCCAUGAGCGCAGGUCAAACGGCGGCUUCGAUUGGACCCACGGAGCGAUUGCUCAUUGCUCCGGCUGGAAUCAAUGCCCAGCAACUGGCCCAAUGCCUGCAGUUGGGACAACUCCAUUUUAACGAUGUGAAUCCACUGCCCGCACAGCAACAACAGCAACCGCAUCCGCCGGCCUCGUCUUCUAUGACACUUUCUAUGCCACUGCGACCUCAGCCACCGCAGCAGCAGAUCGUGCAUCCCAUCCAGCCCGUCACCAAUGGAUUGGCCAUUACCACAACGGCCAGUAGCACAUUGACCACCACCACUAGCACCACCUCCUCAACCACGACGGUGACCAAGCAGGUGGCCAAUGUGGCGCCGAUAAUAGAUCAAAGCAAAGCGAAACUGGAGCCGGCUAAGGCAGCCACCAGUGGAGCCGGUGGAGGGGCGGUGGUCAAGAAGAAGCCGGUGAGGAAACCGAAGGCGACGCCAACCAAUGCCUCAGAGUUGGCCAAUCUCAAGAACGCAGGCGUGGUUAAGCCGAUGCCAAAGUUGGAUCCCCUCUCGCAGAAGCCCAACAAUAACCCGGUGCAGAUUGUGCAACCGAAUGUGGCCAGUGGCAAGCAGAUGAUUGUAGUGGGCAGCUCUAGUUGCACAACAACCACCACGACAACAAUGAGCGCCAGCAUCCAGCCCUUCCAGACGACCAGUGGCACCAAAUUGGUGGGUGUAACUGUCCCCAUGCAACAGCAACAACCGACGGGCACGGCAGCGAUAUUGCAACAACAGCAGCAACAAAGGACGAGCUUUAGUUUAACGGCCACCACAGUGGCUACUCCUGCGCCAAUGCCAUCGCCAUCUGUUACUCCUGGGGUCAGUCAAAUCCAAAUGCAGCAGCUGCCACCCCAACAAGUGCAGCAACAGCAGCAGUUGCAGCCACAGCAGCAACAACAGUUGCAGGCUCCCAAACCACAGCAACCGCAACCGAACACUGUGUCGCGGGUGCAGACCAUCCAACUAACGCCCCAGAUGCAACAGGUCUUCAAGCAGGUGCAAAUGCAGAUCCAGUUCCUCACAAUCAAGUUGCAGAACAAGACAGCCUUCCUGCCAGUCUCCCCGGAAAUUGAUCCGGCGACAAUUGCCGCCUACAACAAACCGAUGACCGAUGUGGAGAUAAAUCUGGCACUGCAGCGGCUCUUUGCAGAGCAGCACCGUAUUCUAGCCUCUGGCAAGGAGGUUCCCACUCCAGAGGGUAUGUUGCCCACGGCAAAUGGUAAUGGAGGCUUUAGCCUAAUGGCUCAGCCAGUGCAGCACCAACAACAACAGUUGCAGGCGACGGCCCCUGAGCCACUGAAGACAAUCGUACCCGCUAAUGUGGUGCAGCCCAACAAUCACUCUUCAACCUCAGCAUCAGGAGCAACAACUGUAGUGGCGGCGGCGCCUAACGCCCAGCAGAAUAUAACACAGAGAAUACACAUAUAUCCCAUGCAACACCAACAACAGCAGCAGCAGCAAGCAGGCAACAAACUAAAACAGGCGCAAGCAAAACCACAACAGGAACAACAGCAAACGCAGCUUCUAAUAAAACCCAAAGAGCCGGCUAACAGGAACAAAGCAAACAAUCAACAGCUGCAGCAAAACCCACAACAAUUGCAACAACAGCCAACCAAUGGAAGCAUCAAUAUGUUACCACAAAAAGUAAAUAUGCUGCCAAUUGUCCAGCAGCAACAACAGCAGCAACACCAACAACCACAACAGCAGCAGCAGCCAUUGCUUAACAAAAGCGGACCACCACCACUGAUCUUCGCCAGCUCCACAAAUCUGAUCAACACCAGCAUGAGUAGUAACACUCUUACUAGCAACUCUGUGAUGCAAGUGAACAACAUGUUGCCGAUGCCACCCUUGCAGCCACAACAGCAGCAACCGCACCAGCAAUUACAGCAGCAACCGACACCAAUACUGCCACCAGUACCUUCUGCAAUGGGAGUAGGAGUUGGAGUGGUGCCAGGACCGAUUGGAACCCUAGUGCCAACACUACCGACCAUUCCCAGCCUGCCCCUUUAUUUGCCGAACAAAAUGGAUGAAAUGCCAACGCAGAAACCGAAAAUUGCACGCCUCUCCUUAUUCGUCCGCCAACUCGAGGUCGACCAGGAAAGCUGUCUGAAGCCAGACUACGUAAAGCCCUUCCGCACCAAGGAUGAGGCGGUUAAAAGGCUAAUCAGGUACCAUUGCAUGCACGAAAACGAUGUGGACUUGCCCUCUGAUGAAGAUGAGGAGUUUGAAUCCACCGCUUUGGGUUUCCAGGACAAGUUCCGUCAGUUGAAUGGCAAGUUCCAGGAAAUACUGAUGCAGGAGUCAACGCUCCCACAUCGCACCUCAGAGUUACUUCAAAUGCAACAGCUGAUGAUCGACGACCUCAAAGGUGAAAUUAACGACAUUCGCACCGCUGAAAAGGAGUUGGAACAGCAGCUGAAGGAGGAGCACAAUUGCGAGAAACCAACACUGGAAAGCGAUCAUCAGCCAGAGACCAAAGUGAAGGAGGAGAUUAAACAGGAACCUGUUGACAAGUCAGGUCAAUCAGCGGACGUGGUGGACACGUUUGAUUUACUGAAAAAAAGCGCUGAUGUGAACAAAGCGUUCAGUAAGACACAGCCCCAGCAACAAUCUGCAGUAAAGCAAGAGGAAAACAACGAAGUGUGUGAACCUUCAGUAAAUGGAUCUGUUAAAAGCGAGGGCCAGGACAAAGAGUCCUCGAAAUAUAUCAAAAAGGACUACGACAAUUUCGAUAUCGAGUCUGAGCUUACCACCAGCUUCAUCAUGAAGAAGGUGGAGCACAAAGCGGCGUUGGCUAAAAGCGUCGAGAGUUGCUACCAAGAUAGAAAUUUGAUGGAUCAACAACAGCAGCAGCAACAUAUCAAAGGCAACGGAGUGGAUCCUGUUGAUCAGGAUGAUGGGUGGUAUUGCCUGCAAAAGGAGCUUAAUCUCAUGAAUAAUGAUCCUAUGCAGCAGCCGCAACCACAGCUUAACGGCAACCCGCAGCAUCUAUCUAUCAAUCGCCAGUCCUCGCAACAGCAGUCCCACUUCCUGGACAACUCCAACUCAAACAACAUGAUGACCAAUAGCAAUCACAUAGCGGACCUGUUCCCCAACGGAUGCAUUGACAAGAGCAACCAGAGCACAACCAGCAGCAGCAACAGCAGCUGCGUCAGCGAAAACCAUACUGGUUCUAAUCCCGUCAAGACUGUGUCCUCAUGCAGCGGCCAACGCGAACAGCCGGUGGUCCUAGAUGCGGAACAGCAAAACGAGCAUCCUGCCAUUAGUGAGUUCUUCAGUAGCGUCUCGGAUGUGCAAAAGUCCGUGGAGACACGACUGGAGGCCAUGUUCGGGGAGUCACCCGUUCACCUAGACGUGAAAAGCAGCAGCGAUGCCCACGACAUUGAGUCCAACCUGGACGAGAUUUUUGGCGAUUCGAAAUCGCCGGUAGCCAACCACAAGAGUAAAAUGAACAUGUGGGUGCCAGAUGCCACAUUUAUGCACCAGGCACCACAACAACAGGCACCGCAACAGCAGCAGCAAUAUGCGGGUCCGCAGCAAACAUCACAGCAGCAGCAUCACAUUGAACUGAACUGCAACAACAAUCCUCGCUGGAUGCAGAGCAUGGAGGCGCACUACAGCGACUUCCUUUCCAGCGGAACCAGCAAUGGCGAUCUGGUGAACGGAGGAGAGUCGCGGAAACGGAGUUGGGAUAGCCAACUGAUGGGUUCUGGCAGCGAUAUGGAAGAUGACAACAGCAGUAAACGGCUAUGCACGGCUUCCUCAUCAUCCUCCUCAUCGCCCAUGUCGUCGCAGCAGCAACAGCAUGCCCAGGUGCCUCAGCAUGGUCUCUUAGAUCCGGAUAUGCUGCCCUCAGGAUUCCCCCAAAUGCUGAUGGAGCAGCAGCAACAACAGCAGGCACAGCAGCAACACAACUUUGCCUAUUCCAAUAUAAUGGACCAGCAGCAGCAGCAACAGCAACACUUUCAGCAUAGUCUGCAGCAGCAGAUACAACACCAGCAACAGAUGCAUGUUAGCCACAUGGGCGGAGCACCAGUGGUGGCCGGCGGCGAGUACGAUGAUGACAUCAGUCGACAUGUGGCCAGCGCCAUCGAUAGUAUCCUGAACCUGCAGAAUAGCGGCGACUCGCUGCAGUUCUCCCUGGGCUCGAUCCUCGGGGACAGCAUGCUAGACGAUCAGCGGCAGGCGGGCGGAAAUUUGCCCAGCUGCCAGCAGGAGCAGGUCAUUCAGAGACGACGCCAGUUGGGUGAAGAGAUGAACGACUGUCUGAUAAGUGGCGGAGGAUCCGCUGUUAGUGGAGUGGCGGACAAUAGCAGCAAUAUCCUGCUGGAGCACCACCACCAACAGCAUCAAAUGAUGCAGAGUCAUCAGCAACAGCCACACCUGCAGCACCAUCAUCACCAGAACAUGGCGCAGACCCAGGCGCAACAUUUAGGACAGCUGAACGACUUUGCCUGCGUGGCAGGCGGCUUGGACGAUCCAGUCAAGUCGAUUAUGACCUCCUGACUUGGAGCCCCAGCGACAUCCGCAGCGGAAAAUGCCUCAAACAGUCUGAUACUAGAGUUUAAUGCCACCACCUUGUGAAAAACGUUUGAUAAUAAUGACUUCCUGAUUGUAUAGAUACCCGUCUUAGUUGUCCUUGGUUAUUGUUUUUACCCCGAGUACAACCUUUUAUUAGACCUAAGUUGAGACCUUAGUAUAAAUUGUUUUUACUUAUUGUUUGUAUUGUUUAGUCCAAUGUUUUGUACAAUAUUUGAAAAACCCUCAGAUUACUAAUUACAUAAUACAAGGGAAAGGGAAAGAGAGAUGGAUAAAACUAAAGGCAUCAAUAAUAAGACAAAGCCCCAAUAAAGCCAAGAAAGCAAUUGACGUGGUGAAUUGAAAACUAAACGACGAAUAGCAUCAAAUGCUUCUCACAGAGGUACACUAAAUGGAACUUAAUCUAAUAAUUAUAUAGCUACAAUAACUAAGAGAAAGCCCCUAGACAAUUUAUUCAAAUGAAACCAAGAAAAGUACGUAAGAAAAUCAAGAGAAUGAUAAGAGAAACACGCGCAAAAAAUAAGGAAACAAAACGAAUUGGUUGUAUAAUUCAUAAUUAAGUUACAUGAAGCAAUUCUGAGAAACAAUUAAAACCACGUUGCCAAUUUUGUUGUCGUUGGAAUAUCAGACAGAGCAAUUUAUCCGCAUCCAAUCAAUUUUUAGAACCCCAGAUACAAUAUUUUUAUUUACGCAUUACGUUGCGAAAGAGUUUGUAAAUAGUUAGAGCAUGCUGCAGUUUCAUUCGCGCCCAGGAACUGUCUAACAAGAUUAUAAUAUAUAGCUAAGCAUUUUUAAAGAAGAGAUAUAAUUUAAAGCGCUUUACGUACGACUGCUUCUGAUAUUACAGACAAACAAAACAACCUAUUGACGUGCUCAAUUCGAGAGUAAAAAUAUUUCGGCAUAGCUACGGGUGUCAUUGGAAAGCAAAUGCAAAGAUCUUAGGGAUUAACGAGUACCAACUAUGGCAAACUACGAAGCAAACCAAAAGCAGUUCAAAAAUCACAAUUUUAGCCAAUUUAGUUUAAACAUUUAUAAAUUAUUGAAUCUAAUGUAAUAUCUUAUACACUUAAACCGAUCGAUUGAAACGAGAAGCAGAUGGGAACCACAGGAAAACAAAAAAACAACAAAUUAACGAAUCGUAUCAAUUGUAUCUUGAUCUUGCGACAAAUCUGACUUGUGAUUUGUGCCACGUUUUAAAUAUAGAUGUCUGAUUAGCUUGUAAACAUACAUAAUAAAUACGAUUAAAGUCUAUACAAAAACCCACACUCAGUAAGCUACUACGAAGUUUAUCCAAAACGAAUCGCCAGUCGCGAAACCAAUUGUAAAUGUUUGGCGUGGGAAGGGCGGGCGCCACGCAUCAAUUACAUACCAAUUACAAUACUAACUACUACUUUAAUACCACCACUAACACACCUACUACGAUACGUACUACCAUGGACGGAAUGCUUGUAUUACGUGUAGUCUGUAAGGAAACUUCAAGAGGUACCAUAUUUUAAGAUGUGCUUCGUUUAUUCAGGCCACCCAUCCAUGACCCCUGAACCUGAACCCAUCAUCAUCCCCUCAAAACAAAACUCCCACCUGUCCAGCGUCCCGUCUGAGUUGCAUGAUCUUGUAUUUCUAUUUUGAAACUUUCUAGUUAUUAUUCAAAGACAAAUAACUUUCGUGUAAAAAUGUAUAUGUAAUAGCAUAAUUUAAGUUGGCAACCCAAAACUGAAUAAAUUUAAAUCUAUUGAUAGAUUAUUAAUAAGAAUUGUUUUAUGUUGUAUUUAGAACAAAAUCAAACUCAGAACUCAAAUCGGUCGCCCCCCCCGCAACCACCUUUCCACAACAACAAAGCGCAGUGUCGUCACUUGAAUUGUUCAGCUAAAUGUGUCUAAAUGUAAUUUAACAUAAAGAGAAAACUAAAGAUUUUUAAACAAACAAUGUGAGUUUUAAUUAAACAUCAUCAGCAUAGGGAGAGAGAGACAGCAAAGCAAAGGAAACAACUUUAAUAUUUGAUAGUUUAUUAAGCCCAUCCAUUCAUAGUCGUCAUAAACAUUAAGUACAUAAAACAAAACAAACAAAAGAUUCAAUAUAAAUCUCACUGAAACGCAACAAACCGAAAACCCAACUGAAAACGGAAACUAAAUAAAAGGAAAUGCAAUCAAAGUUCA